Molecule: messenger RNA, 725 nt
Organism: Lolium rigidum
Lineage: Eukaryota; Viridiplantae; Streptophyta; Magnoliopsida; Poales; Poaceae
Product: transmembrane protein 230-like
Exons: 3
Coding region: 76-414 (112 amino acids)
Cellular component (GO): endomembrane system
Source: RefSeq, a predicted model, not a curated record
AGCAGCAGGUCCUGCGCGUCGGGACGUUCCCCAGCAGCACCUCUCGGAAGCAGGUAGCAGGCAGACAACCCAAGUAUGGCGGCCAGACGCAACAUACCGUACUCGGUUAUUCCAACCGAGGACAGGGAUGAAGACAAUGUUGAUCGCCGGUUCACGUACACCCCAAAAUCCUUGAGGAGGAUCCCGUGGAAGUCAAUUGCCCUAGCGUUGUUCCUCCUUGUCCUGGGAAGCGCUCUUCUGUUCCUGUCGUAUUUUAUAUCCACGGGUCACAUGGAGGGUGAUAGUUCUCAGGUGUAUGGCCUAUUGUUCCUGGGUAUCCUUGCCUUUCUUCCUGGAUUUUAUGAGACUCGCGUUGCUUAUUAUUCGUGGAGAGGAGCACCAGGGUACACCUUUGCCUCCAUUCCAGACUAUUAGUCUUCGAUUUUUACUCAUCGGCUGUGCAGUAAAGAUAUUGAACAGCAAGGGAAAAUAUGAAACAGCAUCAAGAAUCAAAUGAGCAGUUAUUCUUAGUGCUAUAAAUAGUUAACAUGUACAUGAGGUCACCUAGUGAUGAUUACUGUCACAUAAUGUCGCUGCUUCAUCAGAAUAUUUGCAUGUGCUGCAGAGUCUCUUGUGCUUGCUCGCUUCUUCAUUGCUAUGUAGAUUGCUGUUUUGGAGCUACGUCAGAUAUCAGUUUCAUAAAUCUACUAUGUCAAUGUCAGAUUAUAUUCGUAGGAGUUUUUGAA